UGGCAAAUUUGGAUCCGGAAGGUCGGAAGACGUCGACUCGCGUCGUGGCCGCGUCGGGACGAUAGUCGAAGAGAGUCGAGAGCGCGGGUGACCGAUGGUCGGCGCCGUGACCCUUGGGGCAGAUUAAGCCGCAAUUGCGCGUAUAAAAGUGUCGACGACGCCGCGCCGUGAUCCACAGUCCGUCUCCGUCCUCGGAGCUUCCCUCUGCAGGAUUCGAAGAUGCUCAAGUGCCUGACGGUGGUGGCAGCGGCGGUGGCGGCGGUGGCGGCGGUGGCAGCGGUCGCGGCCUCGGUGGGCCUCUACACGGACGAGCUCACCGCGGACAAGACCUUCCUGACCAAGCAGAAGCAGAUCUACGAUUUGCUCUGCCACGUGGACCAGGCCCCGAUCGCCCACCCCGAGCUCUACGCGGAGGCGAAGGCCUACAGCAUCGAGAGCAACGUCGACGCCUACUUCCCCAAGGCCGCCGUUCGGGACUUCCUGAGCCUCUACGCCAAGGGAUUCCUCCCUCGAGGCGAGAUCUUCUCCAUCUACUACCCGAAGGUCCUCGAGGAGUUCAAGGCGCUCUACUACCUCUUCUACUACGCCAAGGACUACGAGACCUUCUACAAGACCGCCUGCUGGGCUCGCGCCAACGUCAACGAGGGCCAGUUCGUCGUCGCCUUCUACCUGGCGGUCAUCGGCCGACCCGACACCCACUACGUCCAGCUCCCCCCGCCGUACGAGAUCUACCCGUACGCGUUCUACAACUCGGAGGUCCUGGAGAAGGCCCACCACGCCAAACUCGAGGGCAAACGAGAGGGCAAGAACGCCUACAGCGGCCUGGAGACGUACGUCAUCCCGGCCAACUACUCCGGCUGGUACCUCUACAAGGAGGGAGACCACGAGCAGCGGCUCAACUACCUGACCGAGGACGUCGGCUGGAACGCCUACUACUUCUACUACCGACUGAGCAGCCCCUUCUUCCUGAGCUCCGAGGAUCUGCCCGGGUCCACCGCGUAUCGCGGGGAGCAGUACCUCUUCGGGCACAAGCUGUUCCUUGCCCGCUACUUCCUGGAGCGUCUCUCCAACGACCUCGGCGGAAUCGAGGACUUUGACUGGAACCGGGAGUUCUAUCCGGGCUACUAUCCGACCAUGACCUACCACAACGGGCUGCCGUUCCCGCAGCGGACUUCCUGGAGCCUCGUCCCGCGGUACAAGUUCAAGUACCUCAAGGAGGCGCAAGAGGCGGAAUCCCGCAUCGUCGCGGCCAUCGACUCCGGCUACGCCUUCGACGGGAACGGCAAGCUCGUGGGCAUCGACACCCCCGAGGGCGCCAACGUCCUCGGGAACCUCAUCGAGGGGAACCAGGACUCGUGCAAUCGCCGGUUCUACGGCAGCUUCGAUUACUUGGCGAGGAAGGUCUUCGGGUACAACUUCGAGCCGUCCCAGCCGUACCGGCUCAAUCCCAGCGCCCUGGAGUCCUUUGCCAGCAGCCCGAGGGAUCCGGCGUUCUACCGCAUCUACGAGAGAAUCAACGGCUACUAUUUCAGGUACAAGAAGCGGUUCGAGCCGUACACCGAGAAGGAGCUGCUCUACCCCGGCCUAAAGAUCGAGUCCUUCGUCGUGGACAAGCUGACGACGUACUUUGACCAGUUCGACGCGGCCAUCGACAACGCCAUCGCGGUGGAGAGCCAGGCGGAGGCCGCCUCCUACGCGAUCAAGGCUCGCCAGUAUCGCCUGAAUCACAAGCCCUUCAACUUCCACCUCGCGAUCGUCUCCGACAAGCCCGCCAAGGUCGCUUUCCGCGUCUUCCUCGGACCCAGCUUCGGGUACAGGAACAAGUUCUACGACUUCGCGGACGCCUACCCGUACUUCUACGAGUUGGACUUUUGGAUCGCCGAUCUGAACGCCGGAGUCAACAAGAUCGAGCGCAACAGCCGGGAUGCCUACUUCACGAUCCCCGACCAGGAGUCCAGCGACAUCUACUACAAGAAGAUCCUGAAGGCCCUGGAGGGCGCGGAGACGUUCACCUACAAGGAGAGGGUCUACGGCUUCCCCCAGCGGCUGCUGUUGCCGAAGGGCAAGAAGGAAGGCAUGCCGUUCCAGUUCUUCGUCUACGCUAGCGAGGUGACCGGCGAGCCCGUCCGGUACGAGUCCCGCGUUUGGGGCAACAUCCUCCUGGACCGCCGACCCUUCGGGUUCCCCCUGGACCGGCCGUUCCGCUACGAUUUCGCGGGGCCCAACUCCUACUUCAAGGACGUCCUGAUCUACCACAAGGACGACUACGACGUCAACGCCACGUUUUAAGCCCUUUCGGGCCGACCCCCGUCUUGUCCGCCCCCUCCAAUAAAGAUGGCAUUCACCGUU
This is a messenger RNA of Orussus abietinus, 2349 nucleotides long. It is a transcript of the gene Hex70a, whose product is annotated as hexamerin. The transcript has 6 exons. Bases 220 to 2289 code for a protein of 689 amino acids. NCBI's taxonomy places the organism in Eukaryota, Metazoa, Arthropoda, Insecta, Hymenoptera, Orussidae. The record is from RefSeq and is a predicted model, not a curated record.